CAACCAUCAAUGGUGGGGAUCAUGGGGAUAUCAGAAUCAGUGGAGCAGGAGUUAGUUUUCAGUAGGAGCAGUGCCUUUAGUUGGAGAUCAUGUUACACUCUACAACCAAUAGCCUUCUGACUGGUGCGCAGACUUUGAUGAAACGCAGGAAAUUUGAAACUGGGAUGAAAACUGACAAAAAUAUACAUUAAAAGAUCAGGUUUAAAAUUAUUUUACUUCCCAAUCUCUCAUGUUAAUGCUUAGCGUUCUCUUUCCACCAGACGGCGUCAACAAUUUUCCGUUGCACUACCCCCUGUCCACAUGUUCACGAAGAUAGCUACUUGUGAUGAAAAUCUUGUCCCACGGCUUUCAAUUAUACGAUAUAUUAGCCCGAUUGAUAAUCUGUGUUUAGUGUAUGAGAGCUGCAAGGCGUAGAGACCUUAAUGCUCUUCGGCCGUUAUGAAUUAAUUGCUAUUCGAGUAAGUACGGUUGUGCAGGUGAUUGACGGGCUCAGUAGCCAAGAGGAAAUAAAUCCUACCACUAAGGCGGGUCCAGGCGCCGUAUGAGCCAAUGGGUUGUCGAGCGGGGUGUAACUUCGAGUCCCGUGAGGAUACAUCGUGAAUUACAAAGAAACAAAAGCAACGGAGGCAACGAGUGCGCGGUGAGACAAAGAGCUAUGAAUAAGGACAGAGUAUUUCGGAAGCUCUUCGUGGGUGGGUUACCUUAUCAUAGCAACGAAAUAUCACUCAGACGAUAUUUUCAGCGAUUCGGAGAAAUUGAAGAAGCGGCGGUGAUAACGGACAGGUUGACCGGACGAUCUCGAGGUUAUGGUUUUGUCACCAUGGCAGACUGGGUUGCAGCAGAUAGGGCAUGUAAAGAUCCUAAUCCUAUCAUUGAUGGAAGAAAAACUAACGUGAACCUUGCCUUUCUUGGGGCCAAACCCCGCAUGGUACAUUCAGGAGGUCUGGCCCUGCAGCAAGUGCAUUCCCCUCUAAUGCAGAGACCAUACGGUGUUGCACCAUACCUGAUCCCACAGACCAUCCUUCAACCUGGCCUGGUCCUGCCCUCCACCUCGUACCUGGAUUCCAAUGUUGCAUUGUAUACACAAUAUCCUACCUAUGAACAUUACUACCCAGCCUCCCCUCAGUACCCCAAUCUUGGCUACGCCUACACAAUGCAGCUUCCAUUGCAGACUGGAAUUCCAAACUUGAGCCAAUGCCAGCAUGAGCCAACAACAUUACACACAGCUGGACUUCAGAGACGAUAGCCAGUGUUAACGAAAGCAGGCACAAGGCCGAGAUCUUGAAUGCUGACUCGAAGGAAAUUCCAAGACCGCUGAGUUUGUCAACUGUACCAUUUGGAGCUACUACCAUUGUAUUCGUAAUAAGAAUACCUUUUUUAAUUUUACAGUAAAAUAUGAACCAAAAUAGAGGAAAAUGCAAAUUCUGGCAUUGUACCUCCUAAGUAAUUUUCUUUUUUUUUGCUCCCCAUUUCUCCUUUCAAAGUUCCUGAAAGUUAUGCUUGAGUAUUUCUGAUUUUUUAACUUUCCCUCCCACCUUGAAGGGAAAAAUCAGUAUGCAAGUAUUUUGUAUUUGGAAAUGUGAAUUUAUUAUCAAACCGAUUCCCAUUUCUUGAGUGAAAGUGGGGAUGGAUUGAGGCUGACCAGCCACUGCAAGGUUAGGGUCCGCUAAAGCCAGCUCAACAUUUCUCUCGACUGAAUCGGUUGCUGACAACUGGGAAGAUAUAAUUUCUACCGUAUAUAGCUAUAAUCUAGAACACUUGUGGAAACCUUAAAUGCUUACAUAAAGAUCAGGACUUCUAUAAGGAAUUGUUGCAUUGCAAUUCCAUGCUCAGCUCAGGAUUUUUUUAAUAUAAAUGUAACUUUAUACUUCCGAUCCUAGACAGGAGUCGUACAUUUGGGGAUUCUUUUGCUUGAAUCAGCUAUGCAUCUAUUCAGACCACUUGUACCUGGGGGGGGGAAACACUGCUGAAGUAACUUAUGAAAUUGUGUAAUCAGUUCAUAGUGUUUAUUGUGAGUACUUUAUACUUGCAAGUACUUACACUAUGAAUUGCAGAAAUUAACGUAUUUGAAUGCUGAAGUGUUCCUUUUUUCUCUGUAAACAUUAAAUUAAAUGAAUAUUUAUAAACAA
Molecule: messenger RNA, 2129 nt
Organism: Rhincodon typus (whale shark)
Lineage: Eukaryota; Metazoa; Chordata; Chondrichthyes; Orectolobiformes; Rhincodontidae
Product: RNA-binding protein 38-like
Exons: 6
Coding region: 542-1246 (234 amino acids)
Molecular function (GO): RNA binding
Source: RefSeq, a predicted model, not a curated record